AGAGUAUCUCGGAAAUGAUUAUAUAAAUGAUCCAACUACUAAUCCAAUAAAAGUAGUCGCAAAUCUUUAUCAGCAAUGGGUUUCACUCUCGAAUUUAGGAGUCAAACAUAUAUUGAUAAAUAAUUUCUUUGAUUUUUCUUUACUUCCUGAUAAAACGAAAUUAAAUAAAAAUGUGACACAAUUAAUCGACAGAAAGAUUACACUUUUACAUAAUACUUUAUUAGUCUUAAGGGUGACCGAGUUUAAUUUAAGAUUUUUAGGGAAGACCAAACUUUAUUUAUCAGAUUUUCAAAAUUUAUGGAUGCGUGUUAGGGAUGGGGAUGUUAGUAAAAGAUUAAGAUUAUCAAAUUUUAAUGAAAAUUGUGUUGAAAGAAUGAAUAUUAGUGAAUACAGGGUUUGUGAUGAUCCGGACUCUUAUCUAUAUUGGGACUAUAUUAACCCCACGACGAAGAUGCAUUCAUAUAUUGCUUUCUCGGCGUUUAAUACGAUAAAAGGACAAAAACGUAUCAUCUUUUGACCAAUCAGAAUUUAAAAAAAUUUGGCCGAAUAUUUUAGAUAUUAAUGUUUUUUUUAAAAAAAAAACCUU
Messenger RNA from Rhizophagus irregularis DAOM 181602=DAOM 197198, 586 nucleotides. RefSeq lists its product as uncharacterized. Gene Ontology annotation, molecular function: hydrolase activity, acting on ester bonds. NCBI's taxonomy places the organism in Eukaryota, Fungi, Glomeromycota, Glomeromycetes, Glomerales, Glomeraceae. The record is from RefSeq and is a predicted model, not a curated record.